AUGAAGGUCAUCAUAGCUGGCGCAACCGGCCUCUUGGGUGCCGAGAUCGUAAGGCAAAGCUUGCAGAUCCCCGAGAUCACUCAGGUGGUUGCUUUGGCUCACGAGACGGUGCACCUUGACGAAAGUAUCGACUCAUCAAAGGUGAGAAGCGUUGUGAUUGACAAUUAUGGCGAAUACCCUGACGACGUGACGGCGGAGUUUGCCGGGGCUGACGCUUGUAUUUGGACUGUGACCCUCACACCCCUCGAACCCGGCGUUGACUUUGCUGAGGUCAAGCGCGUAUGCCAUGACUACACCAAGCUCGGGUUUGAGGCCAUGUGCGAGGCUGGACCAGCGCGUCCCUUUCGCUUCAUAUACCUAAGUGCGGAGGGAACACCUCAAGAGCCAACAAAGGAUCCAGUAAUCCUACCAGACUUCUUCCUCAUGCGGCGCAAUACAGAGCUCAUGGUUCAAAAGUUUCCCCGGGGAAAGCAAGGAGUUGAGGUUUGCAUCGCUCGGCCUGGUGUUAUUGCUAACUCCACGACUUGGUCAAACACCUUGGUGGCCAAACUUUUCGUAUCAUCAAUCGAUUUGGACGGACCCUUCCAACUAUACAACGAAGUGAACUCGCAGCGGCAGUGCUAA
Penicillium crustosum is the source of this 624-nucleotide messenger RNA. RefSeq lists its product as uncharacterized. Bases 1 to 624 code for a protein of 207 amino acids. The record is from RefSeq and is a predicted model, not a curated record. The transcript is spliced from 3 exons. Lineage: Eukaryota; Fungi; Ascomycota; Eurotiomycetes; Eurotiales; Aspergillaceae.